AUGGAACCUCACGGAAAAGCCCACCAGAAAGAGCAUCACGAAGAUGCUGUCUCUCCGGAUCCAGUUCCCUUGUCAAAGUAUUCGAACAGAGUCGAGUUAAAGACUCUCCUCGAACGAAUCGACGGCGGCGCAGGAUUAGCCGGGAAAAGGGUAGUCAUCGGUGGUUGGGUGAAGUCUUCUAGAGCUGUAAAGAAAGACUCUUUACCGGCGGCAGUUUUCGUCCCGCCGCCGUCGAGCGGCGGGAGUCAAGCUUCUCCGACGCCGAGCGUCAGCUGCACGGAGAUAAUCAACUCGAAGAUGAAUAUUUUCAGAAAGCUUUUCGAUGUCUUGAGCGGCGGUGGAAAGACUUACCCUAUCUUUGAUAAACAUGAUCUCCCCUGUCAGAAGGCCACGUCAUCACCUGAAUAUAUUAUACACUUUCAGAUUAGUGAUGGCUCCUCUGUCUCCACUCUCCAGGUUAUUGUUGAUUCUGUGUUGUCGAGUGUUCCAGCAACUCAGCUUAUGUCUCUAGGGACAUGUAUUGUAGCAGAAGGUGUGUUGAGACAACCAUUGUCUGCUUCUGCAAAGCACGUUAUCGAGCUUGAGGCAGAGAAGCUUCUUCAUGUAGGAACAGUGGAUCCAGAAAACUAUCCACUCUCCAAGAAACAGCUUCCUCUUCAUAUGCUUAGAGACUUCUCUCAUUUCAGACCUCGCACAACCACGGUUGGGUCGGUGACUCGAAUCCACAGUGCAUUAACCUUAGCUAGCCACACGUUCCUUCAGCAAAAUGGGUUUCAGUAUGUUCAAGUACCUGUUAUCACAACUACUGGAGUUGGCGAGAUGUUUAGUGUCACUACUCUUUUAGUUGAAACUGAUGAUAAAGACGAGAAGAAGCAUGUCAAUGAAAAAGUUGAUUCAGUUAAGGCUGCGGUAAAGGAGAAGACUAGGCUAAUUGAUCAUCUUAAAAGAUCUGACAGCAACAGAGAAGCUGUAGUUGCUGCGGAACACGACUUGAAGAAAACGAAUGAUCUUGCAUCUCAGCUUGAGAUGAAACAAAAACCAAAGGCAGAAGGAGCAACUCAUAUAAAACCUGACAAAGAUUUCUUUGGUUGUGACACUUAUCUGACUGUUUCUGGGAGGUUUCAUCUUGAGAGCUAUGCUUCUGCACUUGGAAAAGUCUAUACCUUUGGACCAAGAUUCGUAGCUGAUAAAAUCGAUAGUACAAGGCAUUUGGCUGAGAUGUGGAAUGUGGAGACUGAGAUAGCUUUCUCUGAAUUAGAUGAUGCUAUGGAUUGUGCUGAUGAGUUCUUCAAGUUCCUCUGCAAGUAUCUUCUUGAAAAUCGUCAUGAAGACAUGAAAUUCAUAUCUAAACGUGUAGACAAGACCAUCACCACACGUCUUGAAGCAACAGCUUCAAAUUCUAUUUUGAGAUUCUCAUAUACUGAAGCUAUUAGCCUUCUGCAAAAGGCAACCACUAGAACAUUUGAAACCAAGCCUGAGUGGGGCGUUGCUUUAACAGAAGAGCAUCUCAGUUACCUAACUGAUGAGAUCUACAAGGGUUGUGUAAUUAUACAUAGUUACCCAAAAGAGGUUAAACCGUUUUACACACGGUUGAAUGAAGACAAGAAGACUGUAGCAGCAUUUGAUCUGGUGGUACCAAAGGUUGGUGUUGUGAUCACAGGGAGCCAAAACGAAGAACGGUUUGAGAUUUUGGAUGCGAGGAUCAGUGAAUAUGGAUUGAAAACAAAGGAGAAGUACGAGUGGUACUUAGAUUUAAGGAGGCAUGGGACAGUGAAGCAUCCAGGAAUAAGCCUAAGGAUGGAGCAUAUGCUUCUGUUUGCGACAGGACUUCCUGAUAUCAAAGACGCAGUUCCUUUCCCUAGAAGUUAUGGCAAAGCAAACAACUAA
Messenger RNA from Eruca vesicaria subsp. sativa (arugula), 1887 nucleotides. Lineage: Eukaryota; Viridiplantae; Streptophyta; Magnoliopsida; Brassicales; Brassicaceae. The record is from the annotation of a GenBank genome assembly.